UCUGUUCACCCUCGGAAACCUCAACCGUUUGCUCGUAGCUCCACUCAGAAAUGCCUGGCAGGACGUUAACUUCAAGACUCUACGAGAGGCAACUAGGAGAAACUGAAGUGUCCUACUUUUUGCCGUCUAGGGAGGAUGGUGUCAACGAUAUGUAUCUUCAUUUAGGCUUUCGUGCACUUCCCCACAUCGCACGACGUAGCAGGGUCUCUCUUGUGUGGGCCAUCCUCCGAAUGAGACAUCCCUUACUUGCUUCCGGAGUCAAGAUGACCGACUACAACGAUGUCAAAUUUGUGUACGAAACCCCGAGUACGAAAGAAGAUGCUCUGAAGAAAGCCAAUGAGAACCUGGAGUAUCAAUUCCUGUCCAAAGAGGAGCUGUUGAACUCGUAUUUGAAUGGACCACGGACCCUUUCAAGUGAACGGUCAUCUUACUUGAUAUUGUCACAGCCUACAGCCUCACCUGGCAUAACCCCGUCCACAACACCUACGGGCAUUAAUGGCCACAAUACUCAUGCCAAACACACUAACGGGAACGAGGCAAACAGCACCAGAAACACGCUCAACGGCGAUGAACAUGCCGUCCAUAAGCAAGAAUAUGACCUCCUGAUCUGCGCAACCCACUAUCUCGGGGAUGGAAUGGCCUUGCACCAGUUUGCCCACGAUUUCUUCACACUCCUUGGCAAUCACACCGAAGGCGAACUUCGUGAAAUCUUACAGGAAGAAUGGGAAACUCGAUGCGAUGUCGAACUCGAACCUCAUUGCGCUCUGCCGCCCGCUUUGGAACAUAGACUUCCCGCCAGUCCAAGUGGAGACUUUUCUCGGAUGGCAGCUAGAGUCGAUUUCUCUGCAAAUCAAGGCAAACUUGUCGGCGGACACUCAUUCCCGAGAUGUCAUGGAAACAAGCGACAUACAAUCGUUCCAACCGUUUCUUUCGAUGAGGAACGUACCAAAAAGAUUCUCAAGUCGUGUAAGGCGCACGGCGUGUCGAUUUCUAGCGCGUUGUUCGCCAUCUGCAGUAUCUCAUGGGCGAAGACAACUGAUGCCAAAUGGGACCUUCCGAUCAUGAUGUACUCGGCACUGAAUUUACGCCCUUAUUUGUUCGUUGAGCGACCUAUAAGUGAUUCAUAUUGGUUCCUCUCUAUUGGGUACUUCAAUGUCGUCCUCCCUACGUUCCUGCCAAAAUUGGAAGAUGGUGACCUACACAAGACAUUUUGGCACCGAGCACGGAAAGCCAAAGAACAGAGCACCAAUGCUGCGAAAAGUCGAAUGAUAAUAUCGCGAAGUCGACUAAUGGCGGAGGAGAGAGGGGCUCGUGCCCGAGUUUGGGCAAAGGAGGACGAUGAUAAAGCUGCUGGGAGACGGAAGGCGCCUACCAAAGCGCCUGUCCCGGUCGAUCCAGGCAAAGUAGUUUCCAAACCACCCUCUGCGGCUUUGAUGGGUCUCUCGUUACUCGGAAAUCUGGAUGGAAUCUAUAAACACGAUUCAUUCCCGGACAUUCAGUUACACACUCUGACAACUGGAUCCCGUCAGCGGGCUGGAGGGCUGCUACUUUUUGGUUAUACUUUUGUUGGAAAACUUUGGGUAAGCUUGGGGUACGAUCAGAAUGGUUUUGAUAGAGCAGUCAUCGAGAGGUUUUGGUACAAUGUUUUGGGGAGCAUCGACGAACUUUUAUAA
Molecule: messenger RNA, 1673 nt
Organism: Marasmius oreades (fairy-ring Marasmius)
Lineage: Eukaryota; Fungi; Basidiomycota; Agaricomycetes; Agaricales; Marasmiaceae
Exons: 7
Coding region: 51-1673 (540 amino acids)
Source: RefSeq, a predicted model, not a curated record